AUGGCGACGAGUCACAAAAAUUACCACGACGCCGUUCGCGACGCCCUCACGGAGGCGUUUCGGCUCGAGAGCGCGCCGAGUAAGAAGAUGGACGGUCGAGAUCGUCCCGAGAUCGAGUACGCGGACGCGCCGGCGCUGUUGCGGGCGCCCGUGAGGAUCACGCGCGGGGACGAGGGCGAGGGGGAGUGUUUGAUCGAACGCGCCGUGAACUCCUGUCGCGUGAGCGUGCGGGUGCGACAGAGCGACGAGUUGGAGACGAUAUUGGCGCGGUCGUUCUGCGGAGCGCUGGGUCGGAGGGCGGACGCGUUCGAGGUUUUGAGACGAGUCCCGGUGGACGGGUACGACGUGUCGUUUUUGAUUCUGUUGCGGCACGCGGAGACGAUGGACGUGGGAGCGUUGGUGGAUUUCGUGGUGAUGUUCAUGGAGGAUGUGGAUAAGGAGAUCAGUGAACAAAAGUUGAGCGUGAGCUCGCGGGGGCGAGCGGUGAGCACGGCGUUUUUGAAACAGUUUACGUGA
Molecule: messenger RNA, 516 nt
Organism: Ostreococcus tauri
Lineage: Eukaryota; Viridiplantae; Chlorophyta; Mamiellophyceae; Mamiellales; Bathycoccaceae
Product: ARP2/3 complex, 20kDa subunit (P20-Arc)
Exons: 1
Coding region: 1-516 (171 amino acids)
Biological process (GO): Arp2/3 complex-mediated actin nucleation; actin filament polymerization
Cellular component (GO): actin cytoskeleton; Arp2/3 protein complex
Molecular function (GO): actin filament binding
Source: RefSeq, a predicted model, not a curated record